Molecule: messenger RNA, 393 nt
Organism: Penicillium maclennaniae
Lineage: Eukaryota; Fungi; Ascomycota; Eurotiomycetes; Eurotiales; Aspergillaceae
Exons: 2
Coding region: 1-393 (130 amino acids)
Source: RefSeq, a predicted model, not a curated record
AUGCCUUCACCUCAGAACUUUCGUCGGCUGGUCUUAACAGCUGCCGUGACCUCGAUUACGAUUGCAGGGUCUUUAUAUGGAGCCGGACUGAAGACAAAAGAGGAGAUUGCUGAGACUCAGAAGAAACGUCAGGAGGCAACCUUCGAUGAACAAAUGACUGCUCUGCAGGGAAUGCGAUCGAACUUGACAGCCCGGAGAGGAAUGAUUGAGACACAGAUUCGGGACCUGGAGGCGAAAAUGGAAGAGAAGAAACGGCGAAGUGCAGAAGGGAGUGACAAGAGAGGCCGCAAGGCGGACGGUGAACGCAUUCUUGGCCUCGCCUACGAGGCGGAGCACUCAACGAUUGUCAAUAAACAAGGUCUCGACACCACCGACCUUGGUUGUUUAAACUGA